UGUAAAUUGUGAGAUGCUGAGAGUUUUUAGAGGGUAUGUGGACUAAGAAGCAUCUUGGAAAAGGAUAUUUGUUUUCUUUGCAUUGCAAUUUGCAUCACAUUCUUGGAGGAAAUGGACCAGAUUUUGGGUCAGAUGGAGUUUAGGGUCUCCCUAACGGAGUCGACUAUGAUGCGCAUCCUGCAGUGUGCAAUGGACAGGGCACAUGAGAAGCUGAAAUCUAAAAAGGGAGUUCUUGAGGGCUUGAAUGGGAUAUCGAAAUUCUAUGAAUUGGCAGUGAUGCAAUUAGAGGGGUGUUUGAAGUUUGUUCAAGAAGAAAUGGACAGAAAUCCUCUUGAGAGCAAUUAUAAUGAUGUGCUCUUGGACUUGAUGGAAAUCAAAGAUCGUCUUCAAGGUCGUAUUAGAGAAGCUGACCUUGCUAUCUCCGAGAAGGAUCGUGAAUUGAUGGAAAGACUGGCAAAUGAAAAGAAGCUUAGGCAGGUACUUAAACUGAAAGAGAGAGAAGUGGGUUCGUUGCGUGCCGACCUUGAACUUGAGAAGACAAAGAGUGGGGAAAUUGAGGAGCUCAUUCUUAACAACCGUGUAACUACUGAUGAAGAAAGGGAAGGUCAAUUCUGUGAGCUGAAGAAUUCAGUUGAUCAGCAGGUAUGGAACAUCAAACAACAGCUUGAACCUGACCCUUUAGUCACAGAUGAGGACAGAACCCGGGGUAUUGAAAACAGAAAAGUUGAGCAGAUGGGUUCAGAUAUCAACAUUUUGAAGGAUACUUUGGAUCUUGCUUUUGGCAAGAUGCACAAUGCCAUGUUCUUGUCAGAGCUUGGGCCAGUAGAGCACCAAUGGAGGUGGAAGAUUGAGAGAGUUACAACUGCUACAGUGAUUAAAGGUUCUCUGAAGGAUUUCCAGGAGAAAUUUGAAGAGGAAGUUAAGAAGCGUGAGAUGCAAGUUUCCAUGGACUUGAGCAAGAACUUGUCAGGUAUUAUAAGGGAGAUGACUUGCUUGCACCACGAGCUUGAGCUUCUUAGUUACCAGGAUGAGGUUGAAGUAGAAAACACAAAAGGCUCUAAGACUCCACCUCUUGUACCCCAUCCUAACCCUCCAAUUAAGAGUUCUUUAAAAGCAAGAGGGGAGUCUUCAUCGGCCGGUAACAGUGAUGAAUUUUACUCCUUCAAGGUUGAAGAAGGGCAAAUGGAACAGGCAGCUGGAAAGGAUCUGAAGGAGGAUGCUGGCCUUGUUGCAAAGAUGAUUAAAAAUCAUGAAUCCAUAAUCCGAAGAAAAAGUGAAGAACUGAAUUUCUUUAAGCCAGAAAUGUUCCAAGAAAGAAGGUACCCUUCUUUCAGGAGAGAGAAGGAAUCUGUUAGCCUGAAAAGAAGGAUCGAAGGAGUUAUGGUGAGACUGGAGAGUUUAAUCAACUGGAGUUCUAGGCUUGGUGAUAUUUGUGGUGAUUGUAAACAAGAUUACAGGGAGGAAAGUAGCCCAGAGAAGAGGUUAUUUAUAGCUGAUAUGGUAUAUGAUGAAAAGUCAGGCAUGGAAAGUAUGGAAGAAGUCUGGGCAAAGUUGAAUAAAACCUGUGUGUCUCAUGCAGUAAAUGAAGAACAGUACAAUGAAAUGAGGAUGCUGAAACAGGAACUGGAAGAUGCAAACCUGCUAGCCAUAAUGAUGGAAGAGACUUUUUUAACAGUUUUCAAAGGUAACAGAAUUGAAGCACAAAUAAUUGAAGAGAUAUAUGGUGCUGUCUUUAGGGAGGCAACAAAGGAUUUUGGCUCAAGUCAGUUAUUGGCAAUAGCUAAUUGUCAGGGUACAAGGAAAGGGAAUAGUUGCUUAGGAAAACCAAUAUCUGCCUGUGUGGUGGAUAAUUUGGGGGGCACCUUAAGGGAGGACACAGGUACAUUUCUUUUCCAGGAAAUAUACAGGGAAUGGAAUGGUGACAUAGAAAGUUAUAUGUCUGAAACCCUUAUCAAGGAAAAGAUAUAUCUGAUUGUCUUUGAUGAGAUCAUAGGAGAUAUUAUCAACACUGCAAAUUUCGCAUUAAGCAAACUGCAAGAGACCAAGGCCACCAACAAUUUUUACCACAGUUUCCAUCCCAGCAACAAGUCUUCUGAAAAUGUAGACAUGUUGAUUGAGGAUGAUAUCUGGAAGGUUUUGCUCAGUGGAAUGGUUGGGGAAUGGAAGAUGAAUUUAGAUGAUUUUAAUAUUGAGAGUCUAAUUAGGGAAGACUUGCACCAGUUUGUCAUUGUUGAGACUGUGAAAGAAACUUUUAGCAUUUCUGGGGAAGCUGAAACCCAGAAGCUUGAAAAAAUUUCAGAGAACUUGUUCCAAGCUGACAAGUUAUGUGGAAGUCCAAAGGAUUGUUUAGGAAGGCAUUUGGAAUUGGAGGAAGGUAUGCAGCUAAGUACCUGUUCUGAAAUUAAGGAACAGAAUUUGUGCCUUGACCUUGUGGGAUUGAAAAAUGAAGGUUUGGAUGAGCACCAGAUCUUUCAAAAAAGGCUUUCUGAGGAAAGUGUUUAUACUUCUGCGAACAGCAAACUUGAGAAAGAUUUGAAGCAGUUUGGUUUAUGUAAGGCACAUUUUAGUCCAUAUGCACACAGAUCAGGUAUAGCAGUUGGGGAUCAAGAGAGGGUUGAUAGAUGGAUGAACCUGACUGUUGGCACUACACAUAAGUGGCAGCUAUUCAUUUCACAAUCAAAGGAUACCAAGGAAAUAGAAACAUCCAAGUCUCUGUUGAACCCCAUCCCUGAAAUGUCAGAAGUACUUAAGGGGUUUGAGGCUCCUUUAUGUAAAAGAUUAGAUGCAAAUAUCAUGAGGUUAGAUGAAAUGAAGCAUCAGCUGGAUCUGCUUGUUGAACUCACCAAAUCACUAAGAAAAAGGGAGUCCCUUUACAGGAAGGCGUUUCUCAGGAGAUGUGAGAAUCUACGGAAAGCUGAGGCAGAGGUGGAUCUUCUGGGAGAUCAAGUAGAUGCACUUCUAGGACUGCUUGAGAAGCUAUACAGGACACUAUGUCAACAUUCAGUGGUAUUCCAGCAAUAUUUUGAGGUUGGAGAAAUUCUGAAGCUGAUAAAGAAAGAACUAGUUGGAGGAAUGAAUGCUUGAAAUGGCUGAUAAAAACAAGCAGUGCUGUAUAAUCAUUAAAGCCAAUGCCCUUUUCCCUCCUAACCUUUGCUUCCUGAAUGAAGGCUUACUUUACAUGUGACCUGGGGAGAUAGGUUAUACAAAGGAUCUUUCACAAUCAAUCCAAUACAAUGCCAAGUAAACAAUUUUUACUUGAAAGAAGUAAAAACAAAUAGAAGAUUGUAUGCAUUCAGGCAAAGUCAACCGAAGCAAGGAAGUCUUCUCUGCUCGAAAGAAGUACAGAACAAGUCCAUUCAUUCCUCGGACGACUAAUGCAAUGAUAUUAUGAGAAAUUUAAAACAAAGAGCAGACAAAAAUCAAGAUCUCAAUUUUCUGGAACUUAACGAGCCACAAUGUCAACAAAAUAUUCUGUAAAUU
Molecule: messenger RNA, 3480 nt
Organism: Rubroshorea leprosula
Lineage: Eukaryota; Viridiplantae; Streptophyta; Magnoliopsida; Malvales; Dipterocarpaceae
Source: the annotation of a GenBank genome assembly